ACUCCCACUCUUCAUUUAUCUUCCUCCCUGAAAAUUUCAACUGAAUCAGUUAUUCAUACAAAAUCCUUGAGUGAACAACAUUAUUUUGCUUGUUUCAAUCAUCUGAUUAGUUAAAAUCAGUUAAUGUUCAUCAGUGAUUAGUAAUCUUAAUAAACUAAAUUGAUCAUUUGCAAAGUUUAAAACAUUUUAUGUAGACAAUUUAAUCCUUUGGAUUUACAAUUUACUACAAUCAAUUUUAAUAGUAUUAACUAAAUUAUUAAUAAUCGGACACAAAUUUGAACAAUAUCAUUAACUUGACAAUCAAUUUUAUCUGGUAAAUCCAGGAAAAUCAAGUUCCAUAAACAAUUAAACUCCCAAUUUUCAGCUGAUUAUUUGAUUGGAAACAAUUAAAAGACAAAGACAAAGAUAAACACACACACACACACAUUAACAAUUAACUGAAAUCAUGGUUAAAUCAAAUUUAAUUGUCUCUCUCAUGGUCUUAUCCUCAAUCCUCCUCAUUUUAAAUCCAUUGGUUUCAUGUCAUGUUAAUUCAAACGACGAUAGUAAGUGGAUACUAGCAGAUUUGAGGGAUCUUUAUGAUCUCUUUUUGAGAAAUGAGAAUCAACAAGCUGACCAGUAUAAUCGAUUUGGUCAUCAGAUGGAGAGGAAAGGAGGACGAUCGCCAUCACUUAGACUACGAUUCGGUCGACGAGCUGACCCACUUUGGUCCAAUCGUCCAUCCAUGGCUGAGAUUAAUAGUGCUGAUGUGUCAAAGAAAUAGACGAUUAAUUGUGAAUUAUUGUUGAUUAUUUAUCUCCACUAAUCAACAUUGAAUUUUGAUUUGACAAAACAAAACGAAAAACAAAAACACUACUAUUACUAAAUUGUUUACCUUUUGAUUGUGAUUGUAAUGUAAAGCAACUGAUAGGAAUUGAGAUGAAAAUCAAAUUACUAAUCAUGAAUGAUAAUCAACGCACAGAAAAAAAAAACAAAACUAAAACAAAACCUAAUUGUGAACAAAACUGUUUGACUAAUUAACAAACUUGAGAUGAUGAAAUUUGAACAAACGAAAACAAAUAAAAAACUAAAUGAAAUCAAUCAUUUUUAUUAAUCACUGUUAAUAUAUAACUCUAAAUUGUUAUCCUUUUUAGUUAAUUACUUUCUAGGGAUAUUAAAACAAUCAAUAUUUGCUUUUUUUUGUUCAUCAUCUCAUCAGACUAAAAAUUAAAUCAUUAUUUCCGCUUCCUUGAUUGUGUUCAAUCAUUUUCACUAAUAAUCAACAAUCACAAAACAUUGUAAAAGAUUCAAACAUUCAACUGUUCAAUUGUACCAAUUUUAGUUAAUUUGAUUUAUAUUUUCUUUCAGCUUUUUGGUUUCCAUUAAUAAACUGCUAAUUGUUAGUUAAACUAAUGAAACAAUUAAAAGACACUCACAGUUACAGUUAAUAGAAA
Molecule: messenger RNA, 1433 nt
Organism: Panonychus citri (citrus red mite)
Lineage: Eukaryota; Metazoa; Arthropoda; Arachnida; Trombidiformes; Tetranychidae
Gene: sNPF
Product: short neuropeptide F-like
Exons: 4
Coding region: 446-763 (105 amino acids)
Source: RefSeq, a predicted model, not a curated record